Molecule: messenger RNA, 930 nt
Organism: Nanorana parkeri
Lineage: Eukaryota; Metazoa; Chordata; Amphibia; Anura; Dicroglossidae
Product: olfactory receptor 5B12-like
Exons: 2
Coding region: 1-930 (309 amino acids)
Biological process (GO): sensory perception of smell; G protein-coupled receptor signaling pathway
Cellular component (GO): membrane
Molecular function (GO): olfactory receptor activity; G protein-coupled receptor activity; odorant binding
Source: RefSeq, a predicted model, not a curated record
AUGCCCCUCAGCAACGCAACACAAGUGACCAUGUUUGAGUUGACUGGGCUAACAGAUAAUAAGAGACUUGUCCCGUUCCUAUUCAUAUUGUUCCUGAUGAUAUACAUGGUGACUCUAAUGGGCAAUGUUGGGAUGAUAGGUCUUGUCCGUGCCUUCUCCAGUCUUCACACCCCGAUGUACUACUUUCUGAGUUACCUCUCCUUGGUGGACCUCGUCUACUCCUCCACUAUAACACCUAAAAUGUUGGCUGACCUCAUUUCGGUCAGGAAGUCGAUCUCAUUUAUUGGUUGUGUCCUCCAGAUUUAUUUCUAUGCUGCCCUGGCAAGUAUUGAAGUUCUGCUUCUCUCAAGCAUGUCGUAUGACCGAUACGCAGCCAUCUGUCACCCUCUUCACUAUGUCUCAGUAAUGACAAAGGAUAAAUGUUCUUCUUUGGUCCUCUUGUCUUUCUCCGUUGGCUUAAUGCAGUCAUUAGCACAGACCAGCUGUGUGUUUAGCCUUCAGUACUGUAGGUCUAAUCUCAUCGACCAUUUCUACUGUGAGAUCCCUCCAUUGUUGAAACUGUCCUGCUCUGACACUUUCUUUUGUGAGGUUUUAACACUGUUUUUUGUAAGUACUUUAGGACUAUUUUCCUUGAUAACAGUUCUGAUCUCCUACAUUCUCAUUGUUUCAUCUAUAUUACAAAUGAAGUCUGCAGAUGGACGGCAGAAAGCCUUUAGCACAUGCUCAUCCCACCUCAUGUGUGUCUCCAUCUUCUUUGUUACAGUCUUCUUCGUUUACUUACGGCCAGACACUCGGGUUCUUGAGAAGCAAGACAAGGUGGCGUCUGUAUUUUAUUCAGUAGUCACCCCAAUGCUGAAUCCUCUAAUCUACAGCUUGAGGAACCAGGAUGUCAAGAGGGUCAUAAUAAAAGCAAUCCAAGGAUGUUGCUAA